Molecule: messenger RNA, 4569 nt
Organism: Pseudozyma flocculosa PF-1
Lineage: Eukaryota; Fungi; Basidiomycota; Ustilaginomycetes; Ustilaginales; Ustilaginaceae
Exons: 6
Coding region: 1-4569 (1522 amino acids)
Biological process (GO): DNA-templated transcription; regulation of transcription by RNA polymerase II
Cellular component (GO): chromatin
Molecular function (GO): RNA polymerase II cis-regulatory region sequence-specific DNA binding; DNA-binding transcription factor activity, RNA polymerase II-specific; zinc ion binding
Source: RefSeq, a predicted model, not a curated record
AUGGCCAAAAAGGACUCGACCCAGCCAGACCAGAGGUUCGCCUGCGACCGACCAGGCUGCGACAAGAGCUACUCGAGACCCGACCACCUCUUGCGGCACAAGCUCAACCACGACGUGGACCGUGUGCUUUGCUGCAACCAGUGCGACAGGACCUUCGUGCGCCAGGAUCUGCUGGUGCGCCAUCUCGAGCGCCACGCCCUUCGGGGCAAGACGCUCGGGCGCUGGUCCAACAAGGCAAAGGACAAGGCCGAGGGCUCCGGCUCCUCUUCCUCGCGUCCAAAGGCCAGCCGCAGAGCCUCAAAGGCGGCCAAGGUGUCGCACGAGCCGUCCGACUCCGAGAACGAGUUCCUCGACCCGGCACUCGGUCCGCAUCCGCCGCACGCCGCCGCUGCCGCUGCAGGGCAAGGCGGCGCCGACUUUGACGACAGCUUUGGCCGAUAUCCGGGGCCCUCGAGCUAUGGCGACUUGCCACCGGACGCGGGACCCUCGCCCUCGAGCUGGGCGGCGGCGGGCGGGUAUGAGGCAGCCGGCCAUCCGCUGGACCUUUCGUCCGGCGCCAUGUCCAGCCACCACGCGCCCCCGCACCCUCAGCACCACCAUCACCACCCCCCUCACCAGCAUUCACAGCACGAUCCAGCCGCAUCGCAGUGGUCGCCGCCAGGCGCCUCGGCCUCGUCGGCCACCGCCCUAUCUCCGCCAUUCCGAAGGAGCACCACUAUGCCCUUCGCCUCGGUAUAUGGAGACGCAUCCACCCGCAACGGCGGUCCGUCACCGGCCGAUCUCUUGCCGUACGACGGCAGCAGCAGCAGCGGCGGCGGCCGUGCAUUGGCGGCAGGAGGGUCAGCGGGGCCCCCUGGCGGCAGCGGCAGCACAGGCGGCAGCGGGCGUGGCCCGAGUUCGGCUCCGACCUAUGACGAGCUGGACGGCGGGAGCGGCAGCCGGCACCCGCCGCCGCCGCCUGCGCCCUGGCACAGCGGAGCGUAUCCGGCCUCGGCUACAACCACGGCGGUCGGCAGGACAAUGGCAGAGGGCGCCUCGGCCAGCGACCCAACGUCGUUCCGGUGGCUCGGGCCAGACGACCUCGGCGGCGACGGCAGCGGCGAAGGUGGAGCGGGCGGUGUCGGUCACUCUGCCGGCGCCGAGGGGGGCGGAAGCUAUGCGCCGCCACCGUCGGGCGCCUACUAUGCCGGCUGGCCAGAGGCCUCGGGAGCUGGCGCCGGUGCCGAUGUCGGCGGCAGCGCCGGUCCUGGCACUGGCCCUGGCGACGAGGGACAAGCGGUGGCCUCGGCCAACCAGUCGUCGGCUGUCGGCAUGGGGGCGCCUGCAGCGGGAGCGGCAGGCACGUCCGGUGCGCCCAGGCAGGCUGCGUCCAUGGCGAUGCCACCGCUCGCCAACCACGAUAUCUUCCCCUUUGCGCCGCCCACCAUCGAUCACACGGCCGACUACGGCUGGCUGUUUGACGGCAUGGACCCCUUUGGCUCCUCUUCGGCGUUUCCCGGCCUGGGCCGCUUCGACGCCAGCCGGGGCCAGUCGCAGGCGUCGGCGGGCUUCUCGCCCUCGAGCUCCGAUGGGCUCGGCGGCUUCCUCGGCAGCUUUUGGCGGCGGCUCGCAGAACGGCGGCAACAGCGUCGGCGGCGGGGGCAAUGGGGGGGCCACGGCGGCCAUGGCGGCGGCGGCGAGACUGCCAGCUUUGGCCGCGGCAUGAGCUCCGACGGCUUCCUCAUGUCUGGCAGCGAGGCCGAGCCGCCGAAUGCGCUCGAGGACCUGGCCUACUUUGCCAGCCUGCAGGCCGAGAUCCCGAGCCGCGUCACGUUCCACGUCGACCCCGUGGCGCACCACCGGCUGCUCGUCUUUCUCAGCUCGGUCAGCGAGCUGCCCAACUCGCCGCUCUUCACGCCCUCGGCGCUGCGCUGCUACAUCUACCUCUUCUUCGCCAAGUUCAACCGCCUCUACCCGCUGCUCCACGAGCCGACGUUCGCCGCCAGCACCACCGAUCCGAUGCUGCUGAGCGCCGUGGUGGUCAUCGGCGCCCACUUUGCCGCGCUGCCGGCGCACGAGCUGGCGGUCCGGAUCGCCCAAAAGAUCUGGGGCGCCAUCGUCAGCCUCGAAGACUUCCGGCCGGCGCGCGCCACGCUGCCGAUGCUGCAGGCCAUGGUGCUCACCGAGUGCUUUGGCAAGAUGAUGAGCUCGCGCCCGCAGCACGAGAUGUCGCACCUCUUCCACAACUUCAUCAUCACCCUGGCCCGCCGCAACGCCGUCUUCAACCCCAGCGCCUCGGCGACGUCGGCCCAGCCGACGGGCUCGAGCUACGAGGAGACCGACGAGUUCUGGCGCGGCUGGGCGCGCGAGGAGGAAAAGAAGCGGAUCGCGCUGUUCGCCUUCAUGCUCGACGCCCAGCACGCCACCACGUUCCGCCACAUCCCGGCGCUCAGCGCGUUCCAGAUCCAGCUCAACCUGCCCUGCAGCGACGACGAGUGGAGCAAGGCGUCGCCGGACGCGUGGAAGCAGCACCGCCGGCGCACAAAUUACAAGGCGCCCACGCCGUUCAUCCCGGCGCUCAAGGCGUGCCUCAGUCCGGGCAAGACGCCCCACGAGCUCGACGCCUUCCCGCGCUUUGUGCUGCUCCACGGCCUGAUGAGCAUCGCCUAUGAUCUGCACUGGAAGCAGAACAUCCUCCUCGGCGCCGAAAACAGCGCAGGCGGAGUCGGCGGCAGCGGCAUCGGCAUCGGCAACUGGAAGGACCGGCUGUCGGCCGCCUACUCGUCGCUCCAGGCCCGUAUGGACAUUGCCUACAUCAAGGCCGAGGACGACUCAAACGCGCGCCUCAUCCACCGCGCCACGCCUAGCCUCGUCUCGGCGGCUCAGGUGACGCUUUUUGCCGACACGAUCGACAUCCAGAUCUACGCUGGUCUACCCUCGGUGCUUGGCCGCUUCAUCGAUCGCGCCACGUUCAACGCCUCGCGGCGCUCGGUCAAGGAGUGGGCCAAGACUUCGGACGGCGCGACGGCCGUGUGGCAUGCCGUCAACUUCCUGCGCACCUCGCUCCUCGGCAGCGGCACCGAGGCCUUUGGCACCAUCCAGCCCUGGCGGCCGUCGCAGGGCUUUGCCGAGUCCGACGUGCGCGACCGCAACGGCAACGGCGCUGGCGGCGACGACGACGAUGCCUACUCGAUUGGCGGCCGCCGUGACAGCUCUCCUGGCCUUGGAGGCGGAGCAGGCGGCGGCGUCGGUGGCAAGAGGAGCCCCGAUCGGGAGACGGGCCUCGACGAGGUGCUGCACCACCGCUGGUGCCAGUACCUGUGCGCGCUCGUCAUCUGGGCGUAUGGGCACGCGCUGGCCACGCCGCGCGGAUCGCAGCCCGCCACGGCAUCGAGCACGCGGCGGCCCUCGACGUCGAUACCGCGCGUCAACAACGUGCCCGACGCCCCCUUCCCGCUGCAGGGCCCCUACGUGCGGCGCAAUGCCGCCGCCGCGGCGGGCCAGACGAACGCGCCGCCGCUCAAGCCCGAGGCGGUCGACUUCCUGGAGCGGAUGAGCACCAAGUCGCCCGAAGGGAUCGCGGCCGUCGACUGCAAGUGCUAUACCAAGUCGGUGCUGGAGCUCGUCGAAAAGGAGCUGCGCGGCUCGCGCUGGGAGCUGGGCCGCGAGGCGUCGGGCGUGCUGCGCAAGCUCAUCUCGAAUCAUGCGCUGCCCGAAUGGGACCGCAGCGACGUUGGCGGCACGGGCAACAGCAGCAGCAGCAGCCACCGGCACCACCCGCAUGCCGGUCAGAGCAGCAACAGCAACGGCGGGAGCGGGGGUGGCGGCGGCGGCGGCAGCGGUGGCAGUGGCGGUGGCCCGGGCGGAAGCGGAGGCGGCAACAGUGAUGGCUUCAAGCGGCCACCGGCUGCCAACGGCGGUGGCGGUCCCGGCGACGAUAGCGCACGCGGCAACAGCAGCAUCGCCACCAACGCCAAGUCGAGCCAGGUCGAGGCGGAGCCUGCCUCGUCGGCGGCGUCGCGGCAUCGUGGCACGGACCCUGGGCUUGGGCAUCGCAGUGCUCCAGCGAACAAGCCAAGCAGAGACGGGGUCGCUGCCAUAGACGAUGGCGGUCAUGCGGACCGCCAGGUGCCUGGCGGCGAUGGUAACGCCGGGACGAGGAAUGAUUCGCUCAAGCGCGAGUUGGAGAUCGACGCCGAUGGCAGCGGCAGCGGUGGCGGAGGCGUCGGGUCCCGACCUCCGCCGGCGCGGCGGAUGCGCUCAUCGCCGGGGCCAGCGAAGGACCGAGCCAUGUCGUCGAGCAGCACCGAGGCUGCGUCGACGCAUCAUCAACACCAUCACCAUCAACAUUCCCACCACAAAGACGGCAACAGCGGCCGUCUGCAUGGCGAGCGGCGUGAGGACGAGACGCGGGCCGCGCAGCAGCAGCAGCCGAGGGACGGCAGCAACGCUCCCGCUCCCUACGCAACGGCUUCGAGCGGGCCCUCUGCCAACCCCCGCGGCGGCGGCGGCGGCGGCGGCGGGGACCGUGCGAUCGGCAGCUCUGCCGGCGGCAUGGGCUCGUCCAAGGCGGCCGCGCUGACGGCCUGA